AUGCAGGAACUGGUAUGGGAUGAAGAUCUUGCAUCACAGGCUAGAACAAACGUCAUUAGAUUGCCUUACGUACACUGGAAACCUGAAAAUCUACACCUGAACGUUGCCUCUAACUUUGGCUGGGAGUUCAGAGGUCAAAAUGUCAUCGCUGAGGUCAUAAGGUUGGUGAACGCAAAGUUUCACAGCAUAGGCUGUGCUAGCCGUCGUGUUGCCAGUCGAAGACCUGCUGACGUUCUUUUUUGUUUAUAUAAAGGGAAUCCAGGAACAUCCGAGGAAGAAUUCGGUUUCGAGUACGGCGAGCCGUGUACAAAGUGUGUUGGACCGAAUAAUUUUUGCAGGGAAAAUCUAUGUGUGGCAUGUAACAACCAAGAUAACUGUGACUGUCGAAAAACAUGUGCAGAAAAUAACGUAGGCGCAGGCGUUUUAGACCGCAGUACGUGCACAUGCACGUGCACCUACGGGAACGGACCAAACUGUGAUCAGCCGUGUAGAAACAUACAGAUAUACAACACGCUUGACAUCUGCCAGUUGGUCGUUGAUGAACAGGAUUGUCAAGCUCCAGAAAUGAUCGAGGACUUCAAAAAGUUCUGCCCUUUAUCGUGUGGCUUUUGUCGACCUGCACCACAAAGUGGAAAUACGACAAGCAGCUGAAGUAGUCAACUUUCUACACAAAUACCCCAACAUUUUCUAAACUAUACUUACUCUAAGCUAUUGUAAAUAAUUAAGGCUUCUAGUAAUCUCUGA
Molecule: messenger RNA, 744 nt
Organism: Physella acuta
Lineage: Eukaryota; Metazoa; Mollusca; Gastropoda; Physidae
Source: RefSeq, a predicted model, not a curated record